Myxocyprinus asiaticus (Chinese sucker) is the source of this 2880-nucleotide messenger RNA. RefSeq names its product acetyl-coenzyme A thioesterase. Gene Ontology annotation, molecular function: lipid binding; acetyl-CoA hydrolase activity. The record is from RefSeq and is a predicted model, not a curated record. Gene Ontology annotation, cellular component: extracellular exosome. The transcript is spliced from 15 exons. NCBI's taxonomy places the organism in Eukaryota, Metazoa, Chordata, Actinopteri, Cypriniformes, Catostomidae. The coding region runs from base 305 to 2050 and encodes 581 amino acids.
UUUAUUACCCUCUGGUUUAUAGCCCCAUAAUUGGGUCUCAAAUACAAAAAAAAAAGGCUUAUGCAAUACAGGUAGGGAUGUAUGUGCAAUAAAACCAAUUGUAGCAAAGGUGUGAGGGUGUGGGACUGUAUGUACAAAGAUGCCGGUGUAUGCGUUCAGUAGCGUCGCAGCUAGUAGCUCAGGUAUUCUUACAAUUCGUCAUUUGGGACACUCAUCACAUGGUCUAAAACAACAUCUAAAUUGGCAAGAGUUGAGAUCACCUGUCUGAGGGCAUCGGCCCUGAAAAUAGCACUCUGUCAUUUCAAUGAAUCAGAACUGGUCUGGAGGAGCAUUAGACAUGGGCAGCCAGGGUCAUUCAAUCCUGGUCGGAUCCAGGGAGAAGGGACGGAAGUAUGGGUCUGGCCCGUUGCAGAUGUGCCAAUCCGUCUUGCCCUGCCAUGCCAACUACCAGGGAGAACUGGGCGCAGGACAGCUGCUGAAGUGGAUGGACACUAUUGCCUGCCUUGCAGCUGAAAGACAUGCAGGAACAGCAUGCGUAACAGCUUCAAUGGACGAUAUUCGGUUUGAAGAGACAGUGAGGGUUGGGCAGGUUAUCAAUAUCAAAGCCCGAGUGAAUAGAGCUUUCAACACCAGUAUGGAGGUAGGGAUCUAUGUAAUGGUACAAGAAGUGCUCAGCGGCGUGAUGAAGAGAGUUUGUGCGGCUUUCUCCACUUUCGUCGUGAAACCAAGAGGAACACAGAAGGUCACUCUUAAGCCUGUGGAUGUUCACGGUUCUGUAGAGGAGAUGCUAGAACAUUCUCUAGCUUCAGAGAGACGGAGACUUCGUCUCUAUAAUGAGGAGGCCUUCAAAAAUCUUAUGAUGGACUAUUACAACCUUCAAGACAAGGGACUGUGGAACAGAAAAGCCAUUGUGCCCUUGAUAUCGACUGAGCUCACUCGGGUCGAGAGCAUCGAGUUGGUGUUACCACCACACGCCAAUCACCAUGGUAACACGUUCGGCGGACAGAUCAUGGCCUGGAUGGAGAAUGUAGCUACCUUGGCAGCCAGUCGUUUGUGCAGUCAAUUUCCUUCUCUAAGAGCAGUGGACAUGUUCCAAUUCCGAGGUCCCUCAAGUGUUGGUGACAGACUGGUGUUCAAAGCAAUGGUCAACAAUGCCUUUCAGACCAGUGUGGAGGUGGGUGUUCGGGUGGAGGCGUAUAACUGUGAAAAGUGGAGUGAGGGGACACCAAGACACAUCAACAGUGCUUUCAUGAUUUAUUAUAUACCAGUUGAGAGUGAAAGACAAACAUUUCCUGAUGUCACUUUCACAACUCAUGAUGGAGAGAGAAGAUUUCUUGGUGCUGUUGUCAGGAAGAGAAUUCGAAUGGCCAGAAAACACAUCUUGUACUCAAGAGACGAGGGAUCCAUUUCUGUGCCUUGGGGCCGAAAUAAUCAGGUGUAUUUGGGGUACAACAAUGUGGCCGCUCUUUUAGUCUUAGCUGGAAAACAGGGCUGGGAAGCCAACAACAUCACUGAUAAGGUAGAAGUCUAUGUGCACGAGGAGGCAGAUCUGUUGUGCUUGAGAGUUGAUAUGGAGGUCCGGACAUCAGCUUUUAAUGCUUUCUCGCUGCUCAACGAUCUGCGAUUACGGCCAUGUUGGGACAAACACUAUUUGAGCUGUGAGGAGGUCGAGAAAGGAGACGAGGAGGAAACUGUUUAUCAUGUUAAAUGUGGGACAAUCCAUGGAGGCAAACAUCGGGAUUUUGUGUUUCUGUUGUCAAAAAGGCAACCCUGCAAAGAUGGAGACCCAUAUGUGAUAGCGCUCCGCUCUGUCACCGUGGCAACAGUUCCACCUGACGAGAACUGCAUUCGGAGUGAAGCAAAAUGUGCAGGAUUCCUAAUUCAUGAAAUCAGCUAUCCAACCUGCAAGGUGUCUUACUACAAUCAGGUGACCUCUGGAGUCCUGCCCUAUGUGGAGGGAAAUUUAGCAGGCUGGUCCAAAUCCAUGGAAGAGACAGCAAUGUCCUGCAUCUCAUUUCUGGAGCAAGAUUUGCUUACUACAAUGUUCUGAUGCAGAAAAGACUGCAACAGUAGUGUUCCAGAAGCAAAACUCCCAUUCAUUUUCUCCACUGAGAAAUGAAUUUCCGGUGAUAACGUAGAAACCUUUCACUACAGGCCUACCAUGAGCUCUAGGGUCAUUAAGUGAUAGCAUUUGCUUCUGUAGAAGCGACAAGUGGUGUGAUUUUAAAGUUAAUAGCCAAAAUUUCGGUGAAAAACUACACUACCCAUAAUCCUGAAGAGAGAUCCACCAAUCAGAGAAGUCGCUUUUACCAUUUAAAAUUAAAACGCUCAAAACAACUCCGCAACCACCCACUCCCAUGGAGCACUGGAAAUGACAUAAUUGCUCCCUAAACUUUCAAACUACUUAUAUAUUUGUAUACAGUAUAUCUGAAUGUUUUUCCCAAUAAACCAAAAAUGUUUAGUUUUGGUUUUAGUUAGUUAUAAAUCAAUCACUAUUAGUCAGUAUAUAAUGUAUAUUGUACCGUCAUUUUUGACUUUACUAUGUCAUUUGCAAUGGUUCAUGGGACGAGUAGUUCAUUCACUUUUUCUGAUUUCCCUUAUCCCAGCUUAAUUUGCAGAGACAACUGCAAGUAAGCCAUUUUUUGGUUAAUUUUCUGUAAAACUGUAAACACUGUGUCUCUGUUUGUUUUGAUUGACCUGACCAUACCGACACAAUAACGUUGACUCAACCAAUGAUGUGAGUUGGGGGCGGGACCUGUUUAAACGUUUAUUUUUGCAAUUCCGUUCGGUGGCGCUAAUGGCGCAGAAAUUAUACUUCAGCUUUAAGUUCACUUUAAAGUCCUUCUUCCCCCCUGAUUUUUAAUAUACUAUCAAAUCAAA